AUCAUGCACAGAGAUUGAAUCGUGGUUGUAUAAUCUGAGCUAGUAUACAAAAUUAAAUAGUUUAGAAGGGAGCGCCUGCAGUUUAAGUGUUUAGGCAGCUGGCACUUCGUGCCAUUCGUGCCGGUUGCAUACACACCGACAUUUCCAUAGCAACGCACUAGUCGGGAACAUAAAAGUAUGAUGUUUGAUCUCCAUCCAGCUAGGAAUUUUGUAAAUAUUUAAAGAUUUACAAAAGCAAAAAUUAAAAUGGAGCCGAGUGACACUCCGGUUGAAGAACCACAGGCUUUGGACCUGGAAAUGGUCGAGAGCAGAUAUAAAAAGUUGUGUUCCGAAUUGGAGAGAAACGUCGCGAUGGAAGACGUGCUGACGGAGAUCAAUUUUCUGUACGGCGCCCUCACGAUUACCCGGCAAAACGAAUACUUGCUGCGGCUGAGCUGCGAUAAAAUGCAACAGGAAAUGACUUCGAACGACGCGAGUCUACGAUCGGCGCUGCAGCAGGCCGAGGAGUCGCGGAAAAGCGUCCUUAGCAUGAAGACCGCCAUGGAGGACGCAUUCCGAACAGCAGACGCGGCGCACCUCAGAGAGCAGUUGGCUCAAGAAGCACUCGUCACCGCCGAGAAGCAGAUACAGCUUCUGAAAACCGACAUUGAACAGAGCAACCGCGCCGCUCUCGAAAAAGCAGAUUCAGUACCGCGAAAUCAAGAUGAACAACGGCUGGAGAGCGAAAAGGUCGGUCGGGAGGUUGCAGAUCUGAGAUCAAAACUGGCUGAGGCCGUCAAUGCGUAUGACGAAUUGGAGAGGAAAAAUAUGGCCACAGGUGCCAAGAUGGACACAAUGGCACAACAUUUGGAGGUUUUGAGCAUAGAAUUAGGAAAGGAGAUGCGAGUCCGCGAAGCUCUGGAGUCACAACAAACUGCGUUCACAAAUGCAAUAGCGGAGAAGGAUGCUGAAAUAAAAAAUCUGCAAGAGCAGCUGCAAGCGGUCGACAAACUCGUUGGUAAAAAUGAGAGCCUUGAAGAUGAGAAAAAGUUGAUAGAGGAGAAGCUGCAACGAGAAUUGGAGACGACAACGGCGAGGGCUCUGAAAAUUCAACUAGACUACGAAGCACAACUGCUGAAGGUGGAAAAGCUGUCUAGAGAGGCUUCUCAAAAGGCUGCAGCCCUAAAGGCAAGAAAUGAUGAAGUCCAGAAAGUAAAACAGGAGGCAGCCAAGUAUAUAAAAGGGCAAGAAUCACACUUUAAACGGAUGGCUACCAUGGAGGCUGUGCGGAACGAGUGGGAGCGUCAGAAGGACGAGCUCAGGGCGCAGAUCAUCGAACGUGAGCGCGAGGCGGAUAGGUUAAGGAAGCAGGCUGACACCCAGAAGAAGAAACUGGACGCGGUGGUUAGAGAGAAGGAUAUGAUGGCCAAGAACGUCAGCAAAGCAGGAGGUUUGCUAGAGCAGCAAAUUGAGAAGACAAAAAACAUGGAGCAGAUGGAGAGGACGCUGAUGAAUCAGCUUCAGGAAAGGGACCACGAGCUUUCCAAGCAGAAGACACAGCUGAAGCAGUUAGAAAAUGAAUGCAAACGACUCAAGGCCAUCUCGGAGCGGAAAGGAGAUAAAUUUGAAGAGACUUGCGAGCAACUGAAAGAGGAGCAGGAGCACAGACUGUUGGCCAGGAAGCAAAUGCUGAAGCUUGAGUUCGAGCAAAAGAACGAGUCGGUGCUUUUGGAAUCACUACGCUUUGAAAAAGAAAAUUGCGACCGACAGCUAACGGCGGCAAAAGCGAGAGUAGAAAGAUUGGAAGAAAAAAUUCAAGAGCUAGAACAAAACGGGGUGCAGCUGAAAGAGAGUAUUAUCAAUUUUGAAAGCAACAAAAUGAAAGACGAGCUUGUUUUGCAAAGAGCCGAAAGGGAAAAGGAGAACGCUAGGCACGAACUGCGCCAGGUCAGGGAACAACUGACAACCUUCAGGGAACGUGCCCUGAGCGCGGAGCAGGAGCAAAAGCAGUUGCAGGACGAAAUUGCCGUAUUACACCAUCAAAAAGAAAAAUUGGGCACCGAUCUCGAUAAGCUAAACGAGAACCAGAGCGCAUUGCAAAAGAAAUUAAAGGCGAAGGAGGAGGAAAUCAGGGUUCUGCGGUCGCAAAUAAAAGAGCUGGAGAAGGAGUUCAAACAGGCCAACCUUCAGUACGACCAAAAGGUCGAGGAAAUUCGACUGCUGCAGCUGCAGGUGCAGAACCUGACGAGCGAAAAGAAGCUAAUCGCACAAGACCUGAUGGCCAGGGACGACACCAGGAUGCAGGUUUUUCGGCUGCAACGUGACCUGACGGAGGAGCAGCUCAAACGCAAGGCCCUAGAGGACGAACUGGCGCAGCCCAGGAACAUCCACAGGUGGCGCUACCUUCAGGGCGAGGACCCUGAGAGGUUCGAGCUGAUCCAGAGGCUGGCUUUGGUGCAGAAGCAACUAGUCGUGACCCUGUCGUCGAGCAACAACAAGCAGGCCAAACCUGAGGAGCACAGCAGGAUGAGCCAUAGUGCUCCGCCCUCGUCCUUCAGCCCUGCAGAAAUGCUGUACCAACUCAGGCACAGCCAGAAGCAAAUUAAGUGCUUAUUGGCAGAGAAGAUGAUGUACCAGUCACAGGUGGGCGACUUGCGACAGCAGGUGCACCAACUAGGACUGCAACUGCAGGAGUGCAAAAAACAGCUUUUCGCGCAGAAGAGGAAGUUAAAGAAGAGUCGGGUCGCGAAACCCGAGGAAACGACGAGCGUUGCUGCAGUAACACAGCAAAGGGUUCGAUUUACCGGCGGCGGUUUCAACCUCAACGUCACUCCGCAAGACUCUCGUCUCACGGAUUAAUGCAUGCGAUGUUAUAUUUUGCUCUCACACACAACGAUUUCAUCGGUGCAGAGAGGAAAAAACUGGACGAGAAGAGGUGUAGGCAGUGCCACGUUUUUCACUUUAAAUAUAAUAAAAUAUGUGUUAUGAAGUGAAGAAGAGAAUAAAUCCGUGCGAAAGUAUGAAUAAUGUAAUAAAAGGGUAAUUACGGAAACAGCUUUUUCUCAUUAUUUUGCAGCACGCGCUAACGCUAAU
Molecule: messenger RNA, 3072 nt
Organism: Cloeon dipterum
Lineage: Eukaryota; Metazoa; Arthropoda; Insecta; Ephemeroptera; Baetidae
Product: cilia- and flagella-associated protein 58-like
Exons: 14
Coding region: 247-2838 (863 amino acids)
Cellular component (GO): cytoskeleton
Source: RefSeq, a predicted model, not a curated record